This is a messenger RNA of Stegostoma tigrinum, 1546 nucleotides long. It is a transcript of the gene gchfr, whose product is annotated as GTP cyclohydrolase I feedback regulator. The coding region runs from base 240 to 521 and encodes 93 amino acids. Gene Ontology annotation, cellular component: nucleus; cytoplasm. Gene Ontology annotation, biological process: negative regulation of biosynthetic process. Gene Ontology annotation, molecular function: GTP cyclohydrolase binding. The record is from RefSeq and is a predicted model, not a curated record. NCBI's taxonomy places the organism in Eukaryota, Metazoa, Chordata, Chondrichthyes, Orectolobiformes, Stegostomatidae. The transcript has 4 exons.
AUGUGAAAAGAUCCGCUUGAAUACACGCUGUGAUCCAAGACAUUUUUGGCAAUGAGUAAUAGGAUUCGCGAAAAUAUUUAAGAGAAGGGAAAGGCAGCCUGAUGCUCUGGUGACCUUCUGUAUUCUGGGAUGGAAUGUGGCAGACUCUGGAUUCGGGUCCGUGGCUACUUUCUUAGCUUGAAUAGGACCCCCAAAAGGGUGAAGAAGCUGCAAUCGAUAGGCCUUUUCGUUGGGUGGCCAUGGCUGGAAAAUCUUUUGUUGGAGAGCUCUGUCUGGAGUACCAUCUGCCACAUCUGGAGGAAACUGGGCCCACAAUUGUGGGGGACGAGCACUCGGAUGAGGAGCUUAUGAGAUACCUUGGAGCUGAGAAAACUACUACAUUAGGAAGUAACUUUUCGGAAUAUCGUGUGAGAGAUCCUCCACGGCUCGUGCUGGAUAAGCUGGAGGCAAUUGGCUAUAGUGUGAUCAGCAUGACCGGUUUAGGACAGACACUAGUCUGGUGUCUGCACAAAGCUUCUUAGCCACAUGGAAUCUUUACCUUCGUAUCAGCAUUCCCAGACUGAAUAUGGGAUAUCAAGACAAAAACUCGAUUAUCACACAUACUGCUUAGAGACGUGCAUUCCGUCCGAAAUGUUUCAAAGACUGUGGAUACACUAAUGUUCUCCAAUCCGUACUUUCUCCCAUUUCACCAAUAGCUGUAGACUGUUGCAUUUUGUGGAGUACAGUCUUCAUCCUAUAAGCACCCUUCAUGUAUACACCUUAGUAUUCACUGUUUGAUCAGAUGAAAUAAUCACCUAUCAUGCACGCUGCAGUAAAUGCUAGCAAAUGAUCAAGAGCAUUUUUCCAGGUUAACUUUACUCCCUUCCUAGCACUGGUCACCAAGAACUACAAGCAGACAAGUUUAGUGUCUAAACCCUAGAGAUUCAAAAGGCUCGUUGCCACACUGAACAAAAUAAGUAACCACUGACAGUGGAGCUCGCACCACUAACGCACUUAACGAUUCAGUUUGAAACUGAUAGAUCCUAUGGGAAUGAGAGAUUCCAAUUGUACAUAACUCUUACUCAGCCAACAAUGUCACAAUAUUAUUGCAAAAGGGAGCCUGUGGUUGAUGACCAGGGUUACACUGAAAUAUAGCUUGCCCAAUUUAUCCAGCCUGCUAAAGACAAUAAGCAGCUGUACUGAUCAGCCCGGGAAACUCCCACAUUCAGUCCCUUGCUGCUCCUAACCUACAGUAAAUGAACGAAAGAUUAACUGGAAUACUUACAGUUACCCAUUAUUCAGUGACCCGUGCAGGGAAUGAGAGUUAAUUUUCAAUGAGGAAAUGAAUGAAAUUGCCCAUGACCUCUGUGGUUGAGCAACGCUAUACGUUAAGCGUUAUUGUGUUUCAAAAGAAUGAAUUGUAUGGGAGGCACUCGCUGAGAAUGUGUGGUGCCAAAUAAAUGCAAACUUUGUCUUUUUCUUUGCUGACAUUCACUGUUCAGUUUCACAAUGGAAUCAUGCCCUUUUGAAUGAGGAUCAAUUAAAUGAGAGGACAAUCAUUUACAAA